AUGGGAGAAACGGAAGAUGAGACAUUUCCAUGGUGGAGGGUUAUCCAAGACUUUGUGCACUUGUAUUUUGAACACUUUGAUCAUGAAUACCCCGUGAUUCACCCAUAUGCUCUAGAAUACAGGCAUGAAAAAACCUCAUGGAUGGUCCUAUUAGCAGUGGUCACUGUUGGGAGUCAAUAUAGCGCUUUCGGCAAUGCCAGUCAGUUUUCAGCAUCUUUCGGAGAGAUACUGUGUCAUGCAAUAACCCAAAACGUAAGUUCAUCUCCUGGUGAAAACCCGUACCUCAUAUUAAUCAAAUCAGCAACCUCAAUCACCCGAAUCAACAACUUUGUCCUAUGCGCAAAGCGUAUUUCUUAG
Messenger RNA from Penicillium expansum, 357 nucleotides. RefSeq lists its product as uncharacterized. Bases 1 to 357 code for a protein of 118 amino acids. The transcript has a single exon. The record is from RefSeq and is a predicted model, not a curated record. NCBI's taxonomy places the organism in Eukaryota, Fungi, Ascomycota, Eurotiomycetes, Eurotiales, Aspergillaceae.